CCCAACCAACAAUGCUGUCCGGCGGCUUCCAAAACGGCGGUUCCACCGCCACCCGCGCCGCCCAACUAGAAUCCAUCCUUACCGACCCCUCCCUCUCCUUCCCACGCCGCCUCCUCAUCGCCUCCGCCGUCGAAUCCCGCCUCCUCAUCCGCCUCGCCGCCCCUGCCGUCAUCGUCUACAUGGUCAACUACGUAAUGUCCAUGUCCACCCAAAUCUUCUGCGGCCAUCUCGGCACCCUGCAGCUCGCCGCCGCUUCCCUCGGCAACACCGGCAUCCAGAUCUUCUCAUACGGCCUCAUGCUCGGGAUGGGUUCCGCCGUCGAGACUCUCUGCGGCCAGGCAUUCGGAGCUCACAAGUACGAAAUGCUCGGCAUCUAUAUGCAGAGAUCUGCCAUUCUCCUCGCCGCCACCGGCGUUCCGCUGGCCGUUAUUUACGCCUUGUCGCGUCCGAUUCUUGUUCUGCUAGGGCAGUCGCCGGAGAUUGCCGCCGCGGCAUCGGUUUUCGUUUAUGGGCUCAUACCGCAGAUAUUCGCGUAUGCGGUUAAUUUCCCCAUUCAGAAGUUUCUUCAGGUAGCUAAUGUAUUGGAGAAUUUAUGCUUGAAAUGA
This is a messenger RNA of Phalaenopsis equestris, 605 nucleotides long. Its product is annotated as protein DETOXIFICATION 40-like. Gene Ontology annotation, cellular component: membrane. The transcript has a single exon. NCBI's taxonomy places the organism in Eukaryota, Viridiplantae, Streptophyta, Magnoliopsida, Asparagales, Orchidaceae. Gene Ontology annotation, biological process: transmembrane transport. Bases 12 to 605 code for a protein of 197 amino acids. The record is from RefSeq and is a predicted model, not a curated record. Gene Ontology annotation, molecular function: antiporter activity; xenobiotic transmembrane transporter activity.